AUGCUGUGUCCGGAGGCACCGGAGCUGGAACUACUUUUGAUAUUCCUGGGGAUGACGGCCAACCGGCAGAUGCAACAGCAAAUAGAACUAAAUCUGAAGGCACGAAACCUGCGAUGGGAUGUCUGGUCUGGUCAACCUCCACCAGCAGCCGACAUUGAAUUCGAAACUUCUCCAGUUGAUCCAUCCAUCUUGGACCUUCCGCCGUUUCGGGAUACUGAUACCAGAGCUAAUCGUUCACAAUUUCACGGGCGUGAACAGGGGCAUGACCACUUUAGCCAUGGUAAGAGGAAGGAUAAAAACAAGAAUGAUUCGGGAUUUAUGCUUGACUGGGUGACAAGGAAAAAACAGAAAUCGGGAUUUAGCAGAAGGGACUCGCAUGUUAGAACAGAACGAUGGAGGGCGUCAGUAAUUAACGAGGAACUGCAUCGCCGAUAUCAGAUUGACCAAGAAACGAAAUGUUUUGGGGACUUUGCAAAGAUACUGCCUGAAUCAAACCGGCGAAAAACGCCCAGCUCAGAGAUCUUCAGCAUCAGCGCUGAAACAAAAUUGCUUGUCGAAAUCAAAGACAUCAUCGACGAACUUGGAAUUUUACACAUGAUCCUAAGCGAUCAGACAAUACUUAUAGAGGAGUUUUCCAAAUAUUUGGUUGAGCACAAGAAACCCAAAAAUGCAAAUCCAAGUGAUGACCAUUCCUCACCACUCUAUAAUCUUCUCGACUUGAAGCAAAAACAAAAUAAUGUCGCUGAAGCAUUGUCCGCACGUAAACAGGCCGAAAAUGCCUCGCACCAAGCAAGAGCAACCAAGGACCUUACCGAGCGGGGUCUGGAGAAUGCUAACCUUGCCCGCCAGCAAGCAGAUGAAUCCAUACGGCAAGGCAGAACAGUGCUAGUUUUCACCGUGGUCACUAUCAUAUUUGUGAGAACUCCUCUGCCGCGCUUCAAAUGCGAUCUGAAAAUUAAUCGAGAGAUUCAGCUUCCGUUAUCGUUUAUGGCUGCGUUUUUCGCCAUAAAUAUCGAUUCUUUCCCUUGGAAUAAAGGAGAUAAGCUCCCAAUGGAUUACGUCUUGAGAUACAUGUUCAGCAUAUCCGGGGCAAUAUCCAUCCCUUUUAUUCUGAUUGCAUUGAACCAGGAUCGCAUUGCAGAAUUUUUAAAGAACCAUGGAAAACCAACGGCGACUGUUUUUAUCGUUCUAUCGCUGGCAAUACUACUUUCAGUCAUUUGGACCAGGGAUCUGGCGCCAGGAAUGAAAGCGGCUGUGACUGUCUUCAUUGUUUUGUUGACAAUACUGGCUCUUGCAGUUCGCAACAGCAAGAAAAGCAGCAAAAACUCCACCCCAGCCAAGUAUCAUAGCGACUACUCCGCUGUGAGAUCUGACGACGCCAUAAUAGAGCUCCUCAUGCAUGAUACAAAGGCUAACAAGGAAGCAAGCCCCACUAAGACAGUCGUGACACGAGACAUCACCUUUGAGGGAAAUGGUUUGACCUGA
Molecule: messenger RNA, 1485 nt
Organism: Histoplasma mississippiense
Lineage: Eukaryota; Fungi; Ascomycota; Eurotiomycetes; Onygenales; Ajellomycetaceae
Exons: 7
Coding region: 1-1485 (494 amino acids)
Source: RefSeq, a predicted model, not a curated record